AUGGGAAGAUUAGUUCGGAUUUUGAAGGGAGAUUGGAUAAAAGGAGACUACGCGAAGUGGGAAUUUCGAAGCGACCCGUCAGAUCUAGGUUACGGAAUAACCGUAAGUGACACGGAGAACUACGACACGUUAGGCAAGGUUAUUGGUCGGACCUCAAACACCAAUGGUCUUGACAUACAGGCUGCCUCAAUGGAUACCGGACCCGAUUCUGACCAGUGGACCGUCGGCUUAUAUCUUGACAGAUGA
This is a messenger RNA of Arabis nemorensis, 246 nucleotides long. Lineage: Eukaryota; Viridiplantae; Streptophyta; Magnoliopsida; Brassicales; Brassicaceae. The record is from the annotation of a GenBank genome assembly.